AUGUCUGCCAGAAGCCUAGUCGAGACCUGCAGGAAGAACUUUGCGCGUUACGGAUGCCCCCAGAUCGUUGUCACGGACAACGGGACAAACUUUGUGAACGAGGAGAUGAAGGAAAUGGCGAUCAAGUGGAACUUCAAGCAUUCGACUUCGGCCCCUCACCACCAGCAGGCAAACGGCAAAGCGGAAGCAGCGGUGAAGAUUGCGAAGAGGUUGAUCCAAAAGGCGGAGGAAACCGACCAGGACGUUUGGUACGUCUUGCUGCAUUGGAGGAACAUCCCGAACAAGAUCGGCAGCAGUCCGGCGAGCAGGCUGUUCUCACGCAGCACAAGGUGUGGAGUACCCGCUUCGUUCGAGAAAUACACUCCUCGAAUCGUGCAGAACGUUCCGGAAGCAAUUCUGGAAAACAAGAGGAAGGUCAAAUACUACUACGAUCGAAAAUCUCGCAACUUACCUGCACUGGAGACUGGCUCGCCGGUGUACGUCCAGGCUCACCCCGAAAUCAGCAAAACUUGGACGCCAGCGAUUGUGACCGAGAAACUGAACGAUCGCUCGUAUGUGGUGGACGUGAAUGGAGCUAGCUAUCGCCGAGACCUGACCAACCUGCGACCGCGCAAAGAACCAACAACAAUCCCUCUCGUUCCAGCCCAAAGCCAUCCACCAACCGAAUCAAGUGCUGCACAAACUGGCGCUGAUUUGACAGCUGAACCUGAAGCGUCGUCGCUUGCUGCGAUGAGGUUCGACGAAACUGCAACAACGACAACAACAUCACCCGUUGUCAACCAAUCAGCUGCUGCCACCCCGUCGAACAACGUAACGACCGGCUUCACCGCCUGUGCCACAAUCAGCUUGCACAACACUUACAACAACAACACCAACAGCAUAUCCAGCUCCAACAACAACAAUCCCAGCAACGUCAACACCAACUCCAGCAGCAUCAACAUCAACAACAACAUCAACAGCAUAGCCAGCAUCAACAACAACAGUCCCAGCAACGUCAACACCAACCCCAGCAGCAUCAACAUCAAUCCCAACAACAGCAACAACUUCAUCAACUCCAGCAACCCUAUCAAAACCAACAACAGCAACAUCAACAACUUCAGCAACCAUCUCUACAGCAACACCAACAACAAACAUUUCAACACCUACAGCAGCCGCAACAAGCCCACCCCCUCCAGCAACAACAGCAACAGCAACAUCAACAACAACAACCACAACCCCAUCAACAACAUCAUCAAAAUCUACGACAACAACUACAAGCCCAGUCCCACCAACAACAGCAACCACAACUUCACCAGCAACACCCACCGGCACAGCAGCAACCACAACUUCAUCAACAGCAACAGCCCACCCAAGCUCAGCUAA
This is a messenger RNA of Culex quinquefasciatus (southern house mosquito), 1362 nucleotides long. Its product is annotated as transcription factor mef2A-like. Gene Ontology annotation, molecular function: nucleic acid binding. The transcript is spliced from 3 exons. Bases 1 to 1362 code for a protein of 453 amino acids. Lineage: Eukaryota; Metazoa; Arthropoda; Insecta; Diptera; Culicidae. The record is from RefSeq and is a predicted model, not a curated record. Gene Ontology annotation, biological process: DNA integration.